Molecule: messenger RNA, 3171 nt
Organism: Argiope bruennichi
Lineage: Eukaryota; Metazoa; Arthropoda; Arachnida; Araneae; Araneidae
Exons: 15
Coding region: 291-3032 (913 amino acids)
Molecular function (GO): protein binding
Source: RefSeq, a predicted model, not a curated record
UUGACUAUGGAUAGAGAAUGUUUACCUUCUGCUACUCUUUCCGAAAUCGAAACUACACAGAUUUUGUGAAAGCAUAAUAAUGCUCUUUAUGCUCUGACAAAAUACAGUUUCAAAUUUUGUUUAUAUUUAUUGUUGGCUUUUUGUCAUCUCAAAAUUCUAAAAAAUGUUGCGUAAAUAUCUAAAAAAUCAUGUCUUUAAGAAUCAUAUUGCUAACUUAUAUCUAUUCCUUACUUAAGAAAGAUGAACAUAUGUUUCCGAAAGAACAUUGGAUAUUAAUACAAAGAUAAUAAAUGAUGUCAUCUUACAAAGAGCAUCUAGAUUUGAAGGGGUUGGAUGAUGAAGAUGAUCUAAGUGAUGAUGAAGUUUUUACUCAAGGUGGAAAAUCUAUUCCACUGGAAGAAAAUGGUGUAAAUAAACCUCUCAUGGCUCCACGCUUACGUAAUAAAGAUACUUUGCAUACAAAAGUUAGAAAAGUUCCAUCUCUCAGGGUUAUAUGGGCUCCGAUCUUUUAUUUCUUAGUAACGCUAUCAUCCAUAAUUAGUCUUAUUGGCUUAGUAGUUUUUCUCAUCAAUAUCUUCAUGAAAAAUAUCUCAUCCCACGAUCACAACAAUCCUCUUAAAGGUACAAAAUUGUUACCCUGUGCAGAAGUUACUACUCAAGAUGUUUGGGUUAAAACAUUCCCAAUGCUUACUACUGAAACUUCAAUUAGGUUAAAUGAUGUAAAUUCUGAUGGUAUUGAAGACAUUAUUCUAGGAUUUGGAACAGGUGCAGAUGCUUUUUACUAUCCUAAGGUUGUCUGUCAUGUCUACUUUCCCAAAUCUAAGGAUGAAUGUGGAGGUGGACUACUAGCGCUAGAUGGAAAAACAGGAAAUGAAAUUUGGCGUCAUUAUUCUGCUCAUGAAAUAUUUGCUGUAAACUGCAAUGCUGAUUUAAAUGGUGAUGGCAUUAAAGAUUGCUUAGGUGGUGGACGUAUGGCGGGAUUCAAUGCUAUUAAUGGUAAGGAUGGAACUUUGUUAUGGGAAUUUGAUGAUCAGAAUGCAAAAAUUGAUGCUUCAAAUGUUUAUACACCUCAAUAUAUAACUGAUGUUGAUUUUGAUGGGGUGCCUGAUCUUGUUGUUAUCCAUGGUGGAGAUCCUUUAAAAGAGCCAGGAAGUGAAACUCGACUUGUGGGCCGUGUUUUAGUGGUUAGUGGAAAAACAGGCCGUGUUUUAAAAUGGGUUCAAGUUCCUGAUGAACGAGAGAGUUAUUAUUCGCCUCAAGUUAUGAUUCAUCCUGAUGGUUCAAAGUUACUUUUGUUUGGAACUGGUGGUGAAACACAUGGAGGUUCAUUGUGGGUUAUGAAAUUAAAUCACCUACUUACUGGCGAAAUAAACAUGGCUGAAAAUAUUUACACUGACAAUUUCAAAGGCAUUAUGACUCCACCUGUGCUUGUUGAUAUUACUGGGGAUGGAAUUCGAGACAUUGUGAUGGCUAUGUUCAAUUCUUCUGUUAUAGCUUUUGAUGGACUGAGUUUUACAAAGCUUUGGGAAUAUCACCAACCUUCCUCUGAGAGCUACAGCACACCUGGUGUUGGAUACUUCAAUAAUGAUACUAUUCCAGAUUUCAUAAUUAAUUACCAGACUGGUCCAGGAUUCCCCAUUUAUUACUACACUCAGACUACAAUACUGGAUGGGCGUAAUGGAAAGCCACUUCUUUCCAAACCAAUUCAAAUGGUUGUUGGUACACAGACUUCUCCACUUGUUGUAAGUGUGAGUGGUAAAGGAAAUGAUAUAUUUCUCUAUUGGGUAUCUGAUUGCCAUGGAGUUCAGAAUAAAUCGGAUUUAGAGUUUGAUUUUCUUAAAGGAACAAGUGUUCAUGACCAAUCAAGAGCUGACUUCUGUAAAUUACGCUUCAAAGAAAAACUUUACACAAGAAUGUAUGCCUUAUCUAGUCAUAUGUCAGUUCCUGGAACUGUUGUAUAUGAUUCAGAUUCUAGAAAAAGUACAGAAUACAGUAAUCCUAUUAAUUAUACAGCUUUAGGAUUAGAAUUUUUGUACCGACAUCCAGGUUAUCAAGAAGAUUAUCAGCUGUAUUUAGAGAAUGAAAAUCCAGAUUAUGAAAACAGAAUUCUGCAACAAGAUUUUAAUGAUCUUACAAAUCGAUAUGAUGAUGUUCAAUUAGAGAAGCUACUUAGUAGUGAAAGAGCAUUAGAGAGAAAGUAUUCAGAUCCGAAUGAAUACAGUAUACCUGAAUACCAAAAUGAUGGUCGUUUAUAUCCUCAGUACUAUAUGCAGCAGCCUAAUGCAGGAAAUGAGCGUUACUAUCCUUUAGACUAUAGACAAGUACCUGAGCGAUAUGCAGUCGUCAAAAAGCCAAGGCCCAGAAAAAUAAAUGCUGCUUGGCCAGUACAAUAUCUGCCUGUGUCGCAAGACAUGUCAGGCCUUGUGCCACGAUCUGGCUAUAGCAACAGAGGGAAGCGCACAAGAGUGAAACGCAUUAAAAGACAUUUUUCUAAGCCUGUGAAAAAAGUUACUUUUGCUCGUGAGCGGCGACAUGUAGGUCCUCAUGAUGGUGGUGGAAUUCAAAGAGUGAUAUCAACAGGAACUUUGGCUCCCAGCAUAUCAAAAGGCAGCACUGGAAUAGAUCUUAUUUAUGCAACCUUUUGGUUUUAUCCAUCUGAGACACAAGGCUUGCUGCCUGAAGACAAGGAGUGUAUACAAUCUCGAAUGAAAAUGGAGAAAGAAAGAUUUGAUCCCACUAAUGCAUAUUAUGGAAUGGAUCAUGAUGCCUAUGAAGAAAUGGUUACAGAAGAAUGCUUGAAAAAAAGUGGCCACCUUAAAAAUGAAAGAAAUUCUAAAAAAGGAUACAAUCCAUUUAAUCGCCAAAUGGGACAAAUGACCGUGUACCGUACACACAUCAACUGUGCAUGUACAGUUGUUGAUAAAGCUUCAAAACAUAAAUGUGCAAAAAUUUUACCCUUUGAGGAGCAAAUGUGGACGUCAUACAUGGGAUUGUAUGGGAACUGUGUUGCAAAACAAAGACACAUUUUCUAAUCUGCAAGACAUUGAAAGAUGUCUUGCUCAUCACCAUGUACAUUGUAUUAUAUGAAAUGCAUUGUAAUAUACCAACGGAUUAUGGAAUGUAAAAUGUGAAAAAAAUUUUCUCUCCAUAAUAAAAGCUUUUUUUUAAUAA